GUACGUAGUUGUAGUUGUCUGCCUCCCUGCCUCUGUUUUGUAACUGUCAAAUCUCUAAACAACAAAUUGGUUGUUUAUUUAAAAUGUACAAUAUUAAUAGAUAGUAGGCUAGCUAUUUAUUUUUAAUCAAUUACUAGCCUACAAUUAUUGUGAUGGUUUGGAGAUCGAUUGAAGAGCUGUGAUAAAUCAUGACCAAUGAAGACCAAAAUGACCACAAUUUAAAUUUAAUACAACCUUAAUUAAAGUCAACGUCAAUGGGGAAAUUCAAAAGACAUUCUUCAGUUAGGGAUAGCAAGAACAGUGAACCAAAGACUAACCUAUGGUUUGACAUUUCAACUGAACAGUGGCCAAUAGUUUACUGCAAUCAUUAUAAUGUCAGGUUCGGAGGUUUGGAAAAACUUCAUCCAUUUGACGCUGUUAAAUGGGCAAAUAUAUUCCAGUAUUUGAAAGAAGAAGGGUUGGUCACUGAGGAUUCUAUAGCUAAGCCAAAAGAAGCAACUGAAACAGACUUAUUGUUAGUUCAUACCAAGAAGUACCUGAAUAGUCUUAAAUGGGGCUGGAAUGUUGCAGCUAUAGCAGAAAUUCCUGCUCUCGUUUUUGUGCCAAAUUUUCUAAUACAGAAGCUUUAUCUUCGACCUAUGAGGUUCCAGACGGGAGGAUCCAUCUUGGCAGGACGGUUGGCUCUGGAGCGGGGUUGGGCCAUCAACAUUGGAGGAGGGUUCCAUCACUGCAGCAGAGACAAGGGCGGAGGCUUCUGUGCAUAUGCUGAUAUCACAUUGUUGGUGAAACACUUGUUUAAGUAUGAGCCUCAACGUGUACGGACGGCAAUGAUCGUUGACUUGGAUGCUCAUCAGGGGAACGGCCAUGAAAGGGACUUCCUGGGCAAGGAAGAUAAAGUGUUCAUCAUGGAUGUUUACAACAGUUCCAUCUACCCCAAGGAUCGGGAAGCCGAAGCAGCUAUCCGGUGCAAGGUCAAGAUUGCUCCUUUCAUCGAGGACAGAGAAUAUCUCGCUCUAGUCCACAGAAACCUGGAGAAGAGCCUGGAUAGUUUCCAGCCGGAUAUCCUGGUCUACAACGCUGGCACGGAUGUCCUGGCGGGGGACAGCCUGGGCCUGCUCUCUGUGUCAGCUCAUGGAAUCAUAGAGCGAGAUGAGAUGGUUUUCAAGAAGGCAAGAGAACGCAAGAUUCCGAUCGUGAUGCUCACUAGUGGAGGCUACCUCAAGAAGACAGCUCGCAUCAUUGGUGAUUCCAUUCUCAAUCUUCAUGAGCAUAGUCUCAUAUCACUGACUGAUAAAUCCCUAUAGCAGAUCUCUUGAAUCAUUUAUUCAUGUCCUAAAAAGUAUGUAAUCAUUGUAAACUCUUAACAUCGGUUUGUUCAAGCUACAGAAUAAAUUUACUGGUUUAAGUAGGUAGUAAGAACAUUUUAAAUUAUAGCCAAUAGUUGCGUCCCUUCUUGGAGUACCAAUUUACCACCAUUGGCAUAAAUGGACUAAGUUACAGAAAACUAGUUCUAUAAUAAUGUUUACCAUCCAAAAUAAAGAGAAAUUCUUCAGCACAUGAUUUACUUAAUAGUUUCUGUAUUUCUAGGAAUUUUCCCAGGGCUGCUUAAAUGGGCCCAUGGAUGCUAAAGGUGAGAAACAUCAUUCCCCCGCAAGUAGGGGGGGGGGGGGACAAUUAUCUCUUGGGCCCUUAGCGUGCAAACUACGGCUUUGAGAUUUCCAUUUUAUAAAAGAUACACUAUGUAUGCAACAAAAAUAUAUUGCAGGCAAAUUAAAAAGUCACUGGAAAGUCAAGGAUUCAUAUUUAAUGGUUCAGUAGACACACCAUGUUUUUUUUCAACUAUGAUAUAAAAAAAAAUUACCUUCUAAUAUCUGUUACCCAGAAGUUAUAAGCUUGUAUAAAUUGAUGUUUUUGACAGUUUUUUCAUACAAAGAAUAUACAGUUGUUACAUCUAAAA
This is a messenger RNA of Macrosteles quadrilineatus (aster leafhopper), 1957 nucleotides long. It is a transcript of the gene HDAC11, whose product is annotated as histone deacetylase 11. The transcript is spliced from 9 exons. Lineage: Eukaryota; Metazoa; Arthropoda; Insecta; Hemiptera; Cicadellidae. The record is from RefSeq and is a predicted model, not a curated record. Gene Ontology annotation, molecular function: histone deacetylase activity. Bases 255 to 1304 code for a protein of 349 amino acids.